AUGAUGAAAAAAUCCGCAUUCAGUACUAUUCGUGUUUGCAGAAGAUUUCUGAAUCUCAGAUCUUGUCGAUCCAGAUAUUACUCGAGUUCAACUUCUCCUAAAAGCAUUGCAAAUGACAGUAGUAGGACUUUCAAAGUGAUAGGUUUUGGGUUAGCCGGAUUUACCGGCUACAUGCUUGGCGAUAAACUCCACAAACCGGAAAGAGAGCAUACCGACGAAGGUUCGACCUUGCCGUUAGAUAAACUUCAGCCGGCGAUUUAUUGUACCGAUCCCAAGAAACUAGAUAUAGUAGUUCAGCAAUUGAAAGAUGUAUUCAAUAAUGAUCCAGCUCAUUUCUCUGACACCAAAAGCGAUCUAGAUUCUCAUUCGGACACAUAUUUCAGCACACAUCAUCCCACACCUGAUCAACGACCACAUAUUGUUUUAUUUCCAUCGACAACCGAAGAGGUUUCAAAAGUGAUGAAAAUUUGUCAUGAUAAUAAAGUCCCUGUUGUUCCCUUUUCCGGUGGUACCUCUUUAGAGGGCCAUUUCUUGCCUACCAGAGGUCGCUCUACUGUUGUUAUCGAUGUAUCUAAGUACAUGAAUCAUAUACUCAAAUUGGACACGAAGGACCUUGAUGUGCAAGUACAAGCAGGAGUUCCGUGGGAAGAUUUGAAUGAUUACCUGAAUGACAAAGGGCUCUUGUUUGGGUGUGAUCCGGGGCCGGGCGCACAAAUUGGUGGAUGCGUUGCUAAUUCAUGCUCUGGAACUAACGCUUAUAGAUACGGAACAAUGAAAGAAAACGUUAUAAACUUAACACUAGUAUUGCCUGAUGGAACCAUCAUCAAGACAAAAAAAAGGCCAAGAAAGUCAAGCGCAGGCUACAAUUUAAAUGGUUUGUUUAUCGGCAAUGAGGGAACACUAGGUGUCGUGACAGAAGCCACUGUCAAGUGUCAUGUCAAACCAAAACUGGAGACUGUAAUUGUGGCCGCGUUCCCGUCUGUGGGUGAGGCUGCCGAGUGUUCUUCAAACAUCACGCAAGAGGGUAUACAAUUAAAUGCAAUGGAAUUACUUGAUGACGAAAUGAUGAAACUAAUCAACAAUUCUGGCGCUACGUUUAGAACUGACUGGAACGAAACACCAACGAUGUUUUUCAAGGUUGGUGGUAAAAAUGAAAACAUCGUCCAUCAGACCAUCAAAGAACUUGAGAAAAUCGCUAAAAGACACAAAGCCUCCUCUUUUGAAUUCGCUACAGACGAUGAUGAGAAGUUGGAGCUGUGGGAAGCAAGAAAAGUUGCAUUAUGGUCGGUUAUCGAUGCAGGAAAAUCAAAAAACAAGAACGCCAAUAUCUGGACUACCGACGUGGCAGUGCCCUUGUCAAAUUUCGCGCAAAUCAUUGAAGAGACCAAAGAAGACAUGAACAAAUCGCCCUUGAUCAAUGCAAUUGUAGGUCAUGCUGGUGACGGUAAUUUCCACGCUUUCAUAGUAUAUAGCAACGACGAAGAACAGAAAAUUUGCGAGGACAUUGUAGAAAGGAUGGUUAGAAGAGCCAUAGACCUGGAUGGUACCUGUACAGGGGAGCAUGGUGUCGGUAUAGGCAAAAGAAAAUUUUUACUGGAAGAGUUGGGUAAUGAGCCGGUAGACUUAAUGAGAAAGAUCAAAUUAGCCAUUGACCCAAACAGAAUUCUGAACCCAGACAAGAUUUUUAAAAUAGAUCCUGAAGAUCAAAUUGAGCAUUAA
Zygotorulaspora mrakii is the source of this 1719-nucleotide messenger RNA. It is a transcript of the gene DLD1, whose product is annotated as D-lactate dehydrogenase. Gene Ontology annotation, cellular component: mitochondrion. Bases 1 to 1719 code for a protein of 572 amino acids. The transcript has a single exon. Gene Ontology annotation, molecular function: FAD binding; D-lactate dehydrogenase (NAD+) activity; D-lactate dehydrogenase (cytochrome) activity. The record is from RefSeq and is a predicted model, not a curated record. Gene Ontology annotation, biological process: lactate catabolic process. Lineage: Eukaryota; Fungi; Ascomycota; Saccharomycetes; Saccharomycetales; Saccharomycetaceae.